GCCAUAGUACCGCGAGAGUCCCGUUGGACAGGAGGUUCAUCAUGGCAGGCAGCAAGUUGGUACUGGAAGGAAGAGUUAGUGUGAAAGCCUUUGUUUUAGGACUCAGCGUAGUCACAAUCCCGCUUAUCCGAACCUUUUUUGGACAUAUAGAUUGGGUCUUUGACUAUCUCACGGAAACUCCUGGGAAAAUUGCCAUUUGUCUGCAUGUAGCGCUGAUCAAUGGCCUCCUGCUCGUCACGUACAGGGGACCUCUGUAUAAGGUUGCUCUGAGGGCCUCCUUCUUGGGACUGGUGUUUGGUUCUGGUCUGAUUAUAAGUCUCUCUGAAACCAGCUGGACCCACUUUGGCUGGUACAUGUGCUCUCUGUCCUUCUUCCACUACUCGGAGUAUCUGGUGACAGCCCUGAUUAACCCUCGCAGCCUGUCUCUGGACUCAUUUCUGCUUAACCACAGCCUGGAGUACAGCUUGGCUGCUCUCUCCUCAUGGCUCGAGUUCACUGUGGAGAAGCUCACUGUCCCAGAGCUGAAGCAGCUGACCUGGAUCAGUGUGGUGGGGCUGUUCAUGGUGCUGUGUGGUGAAGCGCUGAGGAAAGCUGCUAUGUUGACUGCUGGCUCCAACUUCAACCACAUUGUCCAGAAUGAGAAAGCCCAAAGCCAUGUCCUGGUCACCAGUGGGGUCUACGCCUUCUUCAGACACCCCUCCUAUGUAGGCUGGUUCUACUGGAGUAUAGGCACGCAGGUGAUUCUCUGUAACCCAGUGUGUAUCGUGGGCUACACAAUAGCUAGCUGGCGCUUCUUUCGGGAGCGCAUUGAGGAGGAGGAGCUGUCCCUGAUUCACUUCUUUGCUGAGGAUUAUGUGGAGUACAAGAAGAAGGUGCCCACAGGACUGCCCUUCAUCUCAGGCAUCCGUGUGAACUAAUGCCUCCUGGCUCUACACGGACACAUCACUUGUGCACUUUGCAUGUCUGAGCUCAUGUUCCACAGACUAUAGUGGUGCACUGCAGAGCACACUGAGCAUCUCUACAGCUGCCUGUAGCAAAGGACCGGAGUAGCUGGGAGACCACAGCUUUGACAAAGGACUUCUAUAGUUUUGUCUUUGUCUUUGUCCUUUAGAGAAAGUCAGUUAUACAAGUGCACACUUCAGACUUGUAGCUCUAGCCUCUGUGGCUCUCAGGUCAUGUCCACUUCACUUCACUGGAGUCUGUCUGCUGUGUGUGCAUGUGUGUGCAUGUGUGUGUGUGUGUGUGUGUGAGGAGGUGAGGAUUGGGACAUUGUGUGAGGGUGUACCAAACCACAGCCAGAUUCCAAAGACAGUCUCCAGUUUGACUAUGUGUUGAUCCAGAGUCCAGAUGGAUGCACUCAGUUUGCGUCAUUCCAGUUUUAAGGGGACCCUUUGCUGUUGUAUGGUGAGCUCAUUCAAAAUGGUGACCAUUUUUUCCUGUUGUAUGAAAGAUAAAGUGCUGUAUUUAUAUAAGCAAGAUAUCUGAGGGUCGCUGGCUUGCUUACAAUCUAGGUUUACAUACAUUUUUAAUGUUCCUUAUUAUAAGAUAUGAAUAAAAAAACAAACAACUUUUC
Molecule: messenger RNA, 1573 nt
Organism: Periophthalmus magnuspinnatus
Lineage: Eukaryota; Metazoa; Chordata; Actinopteri; Gobiiformes; Gobiidae
Gene: icmt
Product: isoprenylcysteine carboxyl methyltransferase
Exons: 5
Coding region: 42-917 (291 amino acids)
Biological process (GO): C-terminal protein methylation
Cellular component (GO): endoplasmic reticulum; membrane
Molecular function (GO): protein C-terminal S-isoprenylcysteine carboxyl O-methyltransferase activity
Source: RefSeq, a predicted model, not a curated record